This is a messenger RNA of Sinocyclocheilus rhinocerous, 2301 nucleotides long. Its product is annotated as tyrosine-protein phosphatase non-receptor type 11-like. NCBI's taxonomy places the organism in Eukaryota, Metazoa, Chordata, Actinopteri, Cypriniformes, Cyprinidae. The record is from RefSeq and is a predicted model, not a curated record. Bases 232 to 2016 code for a protein of 594 amino acids. The transcript is spliced from 16 exons. Gene Ontology annotation, cellular component: cytoplasm. Gene Ontology annotation, biological process: positive regulation of ERK1 and ERK2 cascade; protein dephosphorylation. Gene Ontology annotation, molecular function: cell adhesion molecule binding; non-membrane spanning protein tyrosine phosphatase activity; receptor tyrosine kinase binding.
GUCGCGCGCUGUGUGUCGCAGCUUUGGUGACGUUUCUCCAAUCGACUCCAGAAAACUCUCCGCCGCCGCGGCCUAGCGCUCCCGGUCCCUCUUUCCCGUCAUUUUAUCCACUCAUGUCCGUCUGUCCAAACCCAAACCGAGCGGGAACCGCUGCCGUAUGAGGCGCUGAACACGGGACGGUCGAUUUACCCGAAAAGCUCGUGAAAUUACAGUAAACAGAGGGAGGGAGCGAUGACAUCCCGAAGGUGGUUCCACCCCAACAUCACUGGAGUGGAGGCGGAGAACCUUCUCCUCACUCGUGGUGUGGACGGCAGUUUCUUAGCCCGUCCCAGCAAAAGCAAUCCUGGAGACUUUACGCUCUCUGUCAGGCGAAAUGGCGCCGUCACCCACAUUAAGAUCCAAAACACGGGAGACUAUUAUGACUUGUACGGUGGAGAGAAGUUUGCCACUCUGGCUGAGCUGGUGCAGUAUUACAUGGAACAUCACGGACAGCUGAAAGAGAAAAACGGAGACGUCAUUGAGCUGAAAUACCCACUCAACUGUGCCGAUCCCACUUCUGAGAGGUGGUUUCAUGGUCACCUAUCUGGUCGUGAGGCCGAGAAGCUGUUGACAGAGAAGGGCAAGAAUGGAAGUUUCCUGGUGAGAGAAAGUCAGAGUCACCCGGGAGAUUUUGUGCUCUCCGUACGGACUGGAGAUGACAAGACGGACACCAGCGACGGCAAACCCAAAGUCACACACGUCAUGAUACGCUGCCAGCAUGAUCUGAAGUAUGAUGUUGGCGGUGGGGAGAAAUUUGACUCGCUCACAGACCUGGUGGAGCAUUACAAGAAAAACCCUAUGGUGGAAACACUGGGGACAGUCCUGCAGCUCAAACAGCCUCUGAACACUACCCGCAUCAAUGCAGCAGAGAUUGAAAGUCGGGUACGAGAGCUCAGCAAGCUGGCAGAGACCACAGAUAAGGUCAAGCAGGGAUUCUGGGAGGAGUUUGAGACGCUUCAGCAGCAGGAGUGUAAACUGCUGUACAGUCGCAAGGAGGGCCAACGGCCGGAAAACAAAAACAAGAACAGAUAUAAGAACAUUCUUCCUUUCGACCACACACGAGUCGUGCUGACCGAUGGUGACGCGAACGAACCGGGCUCUGACUACAUCAACGCCAACACCAUCAUGCCUGAUAUCGAGACUAAAAGCAACAACUCCAAGUUGAAGAGGAGCUACAUCGCCACGCAGGGCUGCCUGCAAAACACCAUCAGUGACUUCUGGAGGAUGGUGUUUCAGGAGAACACUAGAGUCAUCGUCAUGACCACGAAGGAAGUGGAACGGGGAAAGAGUAAGUGUGUGAAGUAUUGGCCUGACGUGUCCGCGCUGAAGGAAUACGGAGCCAUGCGUGUGCGGAACGUGAAGGAAACGUGCGCACAUGAUUACAUCCUGCGAGAGCUGAAGCUGUCAAAAGUUGGACAGGGUAAUACUGAGCGUACAGUGUGGCAGUACCAUUUCCGCGCCUGGCCUGACCACGGUGUGCCCGGAGACCCUGGCGGCGUGCUGGACUUCCUGGAAGAGGUCAAAAUGAAGCAGGAGAGCAUAACCGGGGCUGGAGCCAUCGUGGUGCACUGCAGUGCUGGGAUUGGACGAACAGGAACGUUUAUCGUGAUUGAUAUUUUAAUAGACAUCAUCAGAGAAAAGGGAGUGGACUGUGAUAUCGACGUGCCCAAGACUAUCCAGAUGGUGCGAUCUCAGCGUUCAGGAAUGGUACAGACAGAGGCCCAGUAUCGCUUCAUCUACAUGGCUGUGCAGCAUUAUAUUGAGACUCUGCAGCGCCGCAUAGUGGAGGAGCAGAAAAGUAAAAUUAAAGGACGCGAGUACACCAACAUCAAAUACUCUCUCUCUGACCUGACUGGAGGAGACCAGAGCCCUCUGCCACCGUGCACACCAACACCAACCUGUGCCGACAUGAGGGACGACAGCUCUCGAGUCUAUGAGAAUGUGGGUUUAAUGCAACAGCAGAAGAGUCACAGAUGAGAUGAGAUUCCAACACUGUCCAAAUCACAGACAGGAAUCCCUGUUUGUGUUGUUGCCAGACGCUCCUGAACACCUAAGAAGUGAUCUUGACUAAACUGAGAGACGACAAAAAAAAUAAAGGAAAAAAAAAAUUCAGAGACUAGACCACACAAGCUCAGAGACAUGUGGAUGGAGAGAAUUGCAUUUCUCCUUCCAGCUACGUAGCCUUUUAACCCCACACUAAGAAACCACUGUGACCAUCAUGAAGCCUUAUACAGAAUAAACCCAAAACAGCCCCUUGCAAAA